AUGGAUCUGACCUCGGGAUUGGGGGCUGCUGGCCCAGAGGAAGAACAGCGCACAGACUCCGUAGACAGUGUCAAGAUCUGGCAUGCAACCCUUCUGCACCCCCACUCCACGGGCCACACCCUGGCUCUGGCCAACCUCACCUCCAGCCCCGGCUUCCUCCUCCUGGGCCUCAUGGAUGGCUCAGAAGCCCACCCGCUCCUGUUCCUGCUCUUCCUGGGCGUCUACCUGCUCAACACCCUGGGCAACCUGAGCAUGGUGGUGGUGGUCAGGUCCGACGCAGCUCUCCGAUCGCCCAUGUAUUACUUCUUGGGCCACCUGAGCCUCGUGGAUGUCUGCUUUACCAGCGUCACGGUCCCCAGACUGCUGAUGGGCCUGCUCCACGCGGGCCAGGCCGUCUCCUUCCAGGGAUGCUUCGCCCAGAUGUACUUCUUCGUGGCUCUGGGUAUCACCGAGAGCUACCUGCUGGCAGCCAUGUCCUACGACCGGGCGGUGGCGGUGUGCCGCCCGCUGCAUUACGGCGCCGUCAUGACCCCCGGGCGCUGUGCAGCGCUGGUGGGCACGUCCUGGAUGGUGGCCCACUUCCACUCGCUGCUGCACACGCUGCUCAUCUCCGCCCUCUCCUACCCCGCCCCCGCCCUGGUGCGCCACUUCUUCUGUGACAUGACAGUGAUGCUGAGCUUGGCGACCUCGGACACGUCCGCCGCCGAGACUGCCAUCUUCUCCGAGGGCCUGGCCGUGGUGCUGACCCCGCUGCUCCUCGUGUCCCUCUCCUAUGCCUGCAUCCUGGGGACCGUGCUGGGAGUGCGGUCGGCGGGCGGGCGGCGCCGCGCCUUCUCCACCUGCGGGGCUCACCUGGUGGUGGUGUCGCUGUUCUUCGGCUCCGUCCUCUCCGUCUAUUUCCGACCCUCAUCCGCCUACUCGGCCCGCUACGACCGCCUGGCCAGCGUGGUCUACGCAGUGGUCACGCCGACCUUGAACCCGUUCAUCUACAGCCUUCGCAACAAAGAGGUCAAGGGCGCCCUAAAAAGGGCAGUUGGAUGGAAGGCUGCGCCCCAAGAGUUCUGA
Echinops telfairi (small Madagascar hedgehog) is the source of this 1065-nucleotide messenger RNA. RefSeq names its product olfactory receptor 1L4 (gene OR1R1). The transcript is spliced from 2 exons. Bases 1 to 1065 code for a protein of 354 amino acids. Gene Ontology annotation, cellular component: membrane. Lineage: Eukaryota; Metazoa; Chordata; Mammalia; Afrosoricida; Tenrecidae. Gene Ontology annotation, molecular function: olfactory receptor activity; G protein-coupled receptor activity. The record is from RefSeq and is a predicted model, not a curated record. Gene Ontology annotation, biological process: G protein-coupled receptor signaling pathway.